CGCUCUUCGUCAUCUGAGCUAAUUUUCGCAUUUGUAGAAAACAAAAAACAGAAGUAAUAAAAUGCAGGAGCACAGCCCCGAGCUCUACGAGGAGGUGAAACUGUUUCGCAAUGCUCGCGAACGUGAGAAAUACGAUAACAUGGCCGAUUUAUAUGCGAUUAUAAACACAAUACAGCAGCUGGAAAAGGCGUACAUUCGGGACUGCAUUACCCCGCAGGAAUAUACAGCGGCGUGCUCCAAGCACCUCGUCCAAUACAAAAUCGCAUUCAAACAGGUGCAAUGCGAAGAGUUUCCCACCGUGGACACAUUCGUGAAAAAGUUUCGCCUCGACUGUCCGGCGGCAUUGGAACGCAUUCGUGAAGAUCGACCCAUUACCAUACGCGACGACAAGGGCAACACAUCCAAAUGCAUUGCCGAAAUCGUAUCGCUAUUCAUUACCAUUAUGGACAAGCUGCGUCUGCAGAUCAACACAAUGGAUGCACUGCAGCCGGAUGUCAAAGAUUUGGAUGACAACAUGAAUCGUCUGUCGCUGAUACCCAAGGACUUUGACGCCAAGCAAAAGGUGGACAAAUGGCUGGGCACACUGAACGAAAUGCAGGCAUCCGAUGAGCUGACCGAGGCCCAAGUGCGACAAUUUCUCUUCGAUCUGGAAUCGGCCUAUGCGGAUUUCAAUAAACUCCUCCAUAGCCAGUAAUUGUUAAUGCUUUGUACUCUUUCGUAUUUACUCGUAUAUAUAAAUAUAUGCAUUUUAGUCUGUAAACGUCGCAAUAAAGAUUUAAACUA
Messenger RNA from Drosophila novamexicana, 783 nucleotides. It is a transcript of the gene Vps28, whose product is annotated as vacuolar protein sorting-associated protein 28 homolog. The record is from RefSeq and is a predicted model, not a curated record. Gene Ontology annotation, molecular function: protein-containing complex binding. The coding region runs from base 62 to 694 and encodes 210 amino acids. The transcript has a single exon. NCBI's taxonomy places the organism in Eukaryota, Metazoa, Arthropoda, Insecta, Diptera, Drosophilidae. Gene Ontology annotation, biological process: protein transport to vacuole involved in ubiquitin-dependent protein catabolic process via the multivesicular body sorting pathway. Gene Ontology annotation, cellular component: ESCRT I complex.